This is a messenger RNA of Epinephelus lanceolatus (giant grouper), 1605 nucleotides long. Lineage: Eukaryota; Metazoa; Chordata; Actinopteri; Perciformes; Serranidae. The record is from RefSeq and is a predicted model, not a curated record.
CCAACAUUAAUCAUACGAAGAAGAAGAAAAAUAAUAAUAUCAGAAUUGAAGGCUUGCUUGACCGCAGUUAACAAUGCCACAAGCUUGUGCAGCAUUUGGCUGCAGCAAUCGACGAACGGUCGAAAAUAGAGGCCGUGGAAUAACUUUUCACAAGUUCCCAAAGGAACCGGGAGCAAGAAGAACGUGGGCCAAAGCUCUCCGAAGGCGUGAGUUCACGCCCAGUGACACAACAGUUGUGUGUAGUUCUCAUUUCCUUCCAGAAGAUUUUGACAGAACUGGACAAACUGUCCGUUUGAAGGAAGGUGUGGUCCCUUCAGUGUUUGCUUUUCCAAAUCAGCUGAAUAGAGUGCCCAAUAAAGCUACGUCAACCAGGACAUCACUACAGGCCUGUGAACCAAGUUAUGAUCCUGUACCUGUGUCUGAUGUUCCAGAACCGCCAAUUCCAGCAAACUUGGAUCAUCCUUAUGCUGUUGACCCUGACCACGUUAAAGAUAAAUUAACUGAGGCCCAAAGAAGAGCUUAUGAGCUGCAGAGGCAGCUGAGAAAUGCCAAGGAUCAUGAGAGAAGAACUAAAAGAAUUGCGGCGUCCCUGGUAGAUGAGUUAAGAGAGAAAAAUCAACGAUCAACGACACAGAGAGUGGCCUCGUGCUGGACGAGGGCUGGCCAACCACCGUCAAGAGAUCUAUCCCCUUCUUCAAAGACUGCGGCGAGGACGACGUGUGCACCACCGACCUGGUUCUGCAGGUUCACAUGGACAUCUCUGGCACGGGGUAGGACCAGACUCCUCCUCCCCCUGGGUUCACUCUGCAACACACUCACACCACUGUCUUAUCACACCUCACGUGGCAGUCUCAGCAUCACUGUGUUCAUGUCAUAUUGAAUAGUAUCGUGUUGUUGUUGUUGUUGUUGAUCAGACUCUCCUCCUUCAGACAACAGCCCUACGUGAUCCGCAGUCCUCGGAGGCGACUGGUUGUGGAGGUGCAACUGCAAAACAGGCUGGCUACAAUACCAGCCUCACGCUGCACUACUGACGCAACCCUCACUUCUCCAGUCUCAGCAUACGGGUGAACUUCAUGUUGGAGUUUGAGUUCAGCUGCACACAGUUGCUCAGUGAAGUGCAGAUUAAACUCCAUGCUGCUAGGUAUACCUAGUUUCUUCACACUUCUACAGAGUAUCGCACAACGUGAGUCUGGUUGUCUGUGUGUGUGCACCCCGUGAUCCCUCGCGAGCACCAGACCUCCACGAGUCCUCCCGUGCUCCCUGGCCCUGGACUUCCUCUCGAGCCCUGCCCACAGACCAUAGACCUUUGCGCUUCUCCCCGGAUUCCUCUCCGAGCUUCCCAUCCCUGGACCUGGCCCGGACCAUUGACUCUCUGCACGGACAUACUUCCAACACCCGCUGCCCAUACUCCAUUUACUUGCCACACAGUCUCCAUUACAUAGCACCUUACACAUAGAUAGAUAGAUAGAUAGAUAGAUAGAUAGAUAGAUAGAUAGAUAGAUAGAUAGAUAGAUACACAUUCCAUAUCCUGGCCUCGAUGCACCACACUCUCCCACACAGUCCCUCCCCUUUUGUAAAUAAAUAUACUGCUGAAGGCUAAAGAUU